Molecule: messenger RNA, 2394 nt
Organism: Carassius gibelio (silver crucian carp)
Lineage: Eukaryota; Metazoa; Chordata; Actinopteri; Cypriniformes; Cyprinidae
Product: neurexophilin-2-like
Exons: 2
Coding region: 569-1420 (283 amino acids)
Molecular function (GO): signaling receptor binding
Source: RefSeq, a predicted model, not a curated record
UCGCCUUUGGGAAGAUUUGUUCAUCUUUUUCAUGCUAUUUGUAUGCAUCGCUUUCUUGCCAAGUUAUGCAUCCCCGAAGAACCUCGUCUAUAUUAGCGCAACCGUGGCAUAUGUGUGGAUUAAUAAUAACUUAGUGAAUGCAAAAUUCAAUUGGAAUAUAAGAAGUAGGUACGCCAACUUUUGGCACCGUUCUGAUGCACGCUCGGCGCGCGCGCGCGAGAGAGAGCUCGAGACGCAAAGUCUACACUGAGCGUGCGCUUCGGAGAGAGAGAGAACGCAACACAGUUUCUUUUUUAAACAGCAAACGGCGCGGUAAUGAGGGCAUUAGGCGAGAACGCCAGCUGACAGCACAAGUUUGCACCGUUCCCACGCCAACUUUUCACCUCCGUAAACCUGCGAAUGGAUGUGUGCUUCACUAAUGACAAGGACUUCAAGAGCUGAACCUGCUCGGCUGCCUUAAUAACUCCGAGAGCGCGGGUUUCCUCUCGCACACAGUCUCAGAGUGCGUUCCUCUCGGAUGUUUUCUGCUCGGUGUAUGUUUGCUCAACGGGACUAGUGUUCGGGAACGAUGAGGCUGCUCUGCUGGAGCGUUCUGCUGCUCAUCCACUGGAUUCUGAGGAAGGUGCAUGGCUUGGAGAAACACGUGGGCAAACCUCUGGAUUAUCUGGAGCAGGGAGCGUCCAGCACAGUCUUCAAGAGCCUCCCGUACUCUGUUCCCGCUCCGUCAGGAGCCGUCAAACCUCCACACCAGACCUCCAGGAUAUUCUCCACGCUGGACCACACUCCCACGAAGCCCAAACCACCCACCUUCAGCUUCCAGAACCCCUACGAAUGGGUGCGAAACCAGUCUCAUCUCCAGGACCACACAGGCUACCGUCCCAAACGCAAACCCUCCCUCAAAACCUCCAUGAAGACUAAAAAGAUCUUCGGCUGGGGCGACUUCUACUUCAACGUCAAGACGCUCAAGUUCAGUCUGCUGGUGACGGGGAAGAUCGUGGACCACGUCAACGGGACGUUCACGGUCUACUUCCGCCACAACUCCUCCAGUCUCGGGAACGUGUCGGUGAGCAUCGUUCCUCCGUCCAAAAUCGUCGAGUUCGAGGUUCUCCAGAAACCCCUUCACCCGGAGAUCCAGUUCCACCAGCAGCACCAGUCCACCGUCGACCCCAAAGACAUCAAAGCCUUCAACUGCCGCGUGGAGUACGAGAAGACGGACCGCUCCAAGAAACCCAAACCCUGUCUUUACGAUCCAUCGCAGACCUGCUUCACUGAAAACACCCAGUCGCACUCGUCCUGGCUCUGCGCCAAACCCUUCAAAGUCAUCUGCAUCUUCAUCUCCUUCUUCAGCAUCGACUACAAGCUGGUGCAGAAGGUCUGUCCGGACUACAACUUUCAGAGCGAGCAUCCGUAUUUGGGAUGAGGCAUUUUCCAUCUGCGUUUUAUUUUGUAUAUGUGACCCUCACUCUUAAAAAUAAAGGGGCUUCACAAUGCCAUAGAAGAAUUUUUAACAUCUGAAGAUUAUUGGAACUAAAAGUGAUUGUUUUGUGAAGCAGCUUUGUUUUUAACAGAUCUGCAGCACAGGAGCAGUCUUAAGUCACUCGGAUAUAUUUGUAGCAAUUACCAACAAUACAUUGUAUAUGAGUCAAAAUGAUACAUUUUUCUUUGAUGCCAAAAAUCAUUAGGAUAUUAAGUAAAGAUCAUGUUCCAUCAAGAUAUUUACUUAAUUUCCUAUCAUAGAUAUAUCAUUUUUGAUUAGUAAUAUGCUGAGAACUUCAUUUGAACAACUUUAAAGAUGAUCAAGAUUUCAGUGAUAGUUGUAUCUCAUUUACAAACUGUACAUCAAUGGAAAGAUGAUUUAUUCAGUUUUCAGAUGAUGCAUAAAUCUAAAACAUGAUCCUUGUGACUGGUUUUGUGCUCCAGGGUCACGUAUGGGAAGAUUCGGCCGAAUCCCUUCAGCUCUUAACAUUGGUUUCUUUAUGCUUUCGUCUGUUUCCGUCCAUCGACUGUUAGACCAACACGUCGUUUUUCUACUGAUCCUGCUCAUGUCUCUCAGAAUGGAGAUAAAACCAGUUGAGAUCUGGUCUCUAAUGGUCUGAUCAGGGUCUCAACGUACAUCAGACUUCACUAGCUCGGAUGAUGAUGAUGAUGGAAAUAUACUAUAAAACGUGGAUGAAAAAUAUUGAUUUUGGAUAUCACUCAUGAAGAAAGGUGAUUUAUUUUCUUUAGAGUGAAUUUGUUUAGGAGCAUGAAUCAGUUUUGACUUCAAAAUAUGAUUAUGAUUAAGAAAAUUAAUUUGUGAUUUUAAGCAAAACCUUAAUGAUUUUCCUAGUGCUGUCAUAUGAUUAAUUGCUAUUAAUUGCAUCCAAAAUAAAAGUUUUUGUUUGUAUAAUAUAU